This is a messenger RNA of Choloepus didactylus (southern two-toed sloth), 1138 nucleotides long. It is a transcript of the gene COPRS, whose product is annotated as coordinator of PRMT5 and differentiation stimulator. The transcript is spliced from 4 exons. Gene Ontology annotation, molecular function: histone binding. Lineage: Eukaryota; Metazoa; Chordata; Mammalia; Pilosa; Megalonychidae. Bases 96 to 656 code for a protein of 186 amino acids. The record is from RefSeq and is a predicted model, not a curated record. Gene Ontology annotation, cellular component: nucleus.
AUUGGCCCCUCUGCGGCGUCUUCUCCGGCUGGUCGCCAGGCCAGUGCGUCACGUGGCCGAGAAGCGUCCAGGCGCCGAGCCGCGGGCCUCCUAGCAUGGACUCUCAGGCCGCCCGGGCCCAGGCGCCUGGGGCCGCGGAGCCGCCUCGGGGCCCGCCGCUGCGGAGCGCGCGGGAGGCGCCCCCCAGCCUGGGGGUUGACUUUGCCAUACCUGACCAUUCCCAUCUGAAGGAGACAGAGACUGAGAAGGCCAUGGAUAGACUAGCCAGUGGAGCACAGAGUAUCACAAAUGAUUCUCCUUCCCAUGGUGAAGGCACCCAUUCUGAAGAGGAAGGCUUUACUUUGGAUGAUGAAGAUUCUGAUGGGGAGCCAAAUCCCUGGGAGCUGCCAGAAGGGGUGUCUGAUGGCAUGUCCAAGGCACAGACUGCCGAUCUUUUUAAUGAGGAUUGGGACUUGGAGUUGAAAGCAGAUCAAGAGAAUCCAUAUGAUGCUGAUGACAUCCAGGAGAGCAUUUUUCAAGAGGUCAAACCUUGGGUGUGCUGUGCCCCACAAGGAGACAUGAUCUAUGACCCCAGCUGGCACCAUCCACCUCCACUGAUACCCCAUUAUUCCAAGAUGGUCUUUGAAACGGGACAGUUUGAUGAUGCUGAAGACUGAGUUCUGUGGGUGGGGUGGGAGUGGCCAGGUUAAGGCUGCUCUUCCUUUUUAAGGUGAGAUGUCCUAUCUGGGAAAACAUUCCUGGACAGCCCUAGGUCUGGGGUACAUAGACUGGUGUUAAAUAAGGUCCCACUGUUCUCCCCAGUUUUUUCUCUCUUUCCCUCUCCAUUUUUUAUUAUUUUAUUUUAUUUUAAAAUUUUGUGGGCUCCUCCUUGGAAUGUGUCAGUGUUUGUGUCUGUAUUAGGAGGAGGAGUUGUGUUCUUUUUAAAUAAAGGUAGAAAGUAUCAAUAUGCUUUGUCUGCUUUUCCCCCCACCUUUUUAACUGGAUGCUUCUGAGCAAGGCCUUACUCCACCAUUUAAAGUCUCUGAAUUAUAUUUUAAAGACUGAAGUACUUGGAGGCAUAUGAAAGAAAAUACCUUUUCAGUUUUGCUUCUGUAGGUGUGGCAUUAUUGGCCCGGAAUAAAAAUCCAAGAGAAAUUGA